Molecule: messenger RNA, 795 nt
Organism: Pelobates cultripes (western spadefoot toad)
Lineage: Eukaryota; Metazoa; Chordata; Amphibia; Anura; Pelobatidae
Source: the annotation of a GenBank genome assembly
AUGUCAUGGGAAAAGAAAGAGAAGCCAAUCUGUGCUCAGCUUUCCACGUCUUUCGAUGUCACGAAAUGCGGACCAGGCCACAUCUUCCACGUUCUACAAUACCACAAAACUCUAGAUCCUACAAUACCACAAAAUAUCAACCAGGCCACAUCUUCCACGUUCUACAAUACCACAAAACUGCACAUCCUACAAUACCACAAAAUAUCAACCAGGUCACAUCUUCCACGUUCUACAAUACCACAAAACUCUACAUCCUACAAUACCACAAAAUAUCAACCAGGCCACAUCUUCCACGUUCUACAAUACCACAAAACUGCACAUCCUACAAUACCACAAAAUAUCAACCAGGUCACAUCUUCCACGUUCUACAAUACCACAAAACUGCACAUCCUACAAUACCACAAAAUAUCAACCAGGUCACAUCUUCCACGUUCUACAAUACCACAAAACUCUACAUCCUACAAUACCACAAAAUAUCAACCAGGUCACAUCUUCCACGUUCUACAAUACCACAAAACUGCACAUCCUACAAUACCACAAAAUAUCAACCAGGUCACAUCUUCCACGUUCUACAAUACCACAAAACUCUACAUCCUACAAUACCACAAAAUAUCAACCAGGUCACAUCUUCCACGUUCUACAAUACCACAAAACUCUACAUCCUACAAUACCACAAAAUAUCAACCAGGUCACAUCUUCCACGUUCUACAAUACCACAAAACUCUACAUCCUACAAUACCACAAAAUAUCAACCAGGCCACAUCUUCCACGUUCUACAAUACCACAGAAUAUUAA